This is a messenger RNA of Loa loa (African eye worm), 1920 nucleotides long. RefSeq names its product animal heme peroxidase. Gene Ontology annotation, biological process: response to oxidative stress. Bases 1 to 1920 code for a protein of 639 amino acids. Lineage: Eukaryota; Metazoa; Nematoda; Chromadorea; Rhabditida; Onchocercidae. The transcript is spliced from 15 exons. The record is from RefSeq and is a predicted model, not a curated record. Gene Ontology annotation, molecular function: peroxidase activity; heme binding.
AUGAGAAUAUUACGACGACCAGUUCAUGGCCAUCAUGGUCGAUUAUCGACCGCUACAAUACGCAACCUUCAUAGAUUGAAGAAAAAGAUGAAAAGGAAACGUCUCCGCAAAAAUAAGCAAAAAAGACCCGCAAGAAAUCGUCAACAUCGACCAAAUAACCAUUCAACUGUCACUUUGCGUCCAACACAUAAAACUGCAGUGACGCGACGAUUAACAGUCCUUGACCGAUGCAAACAAAUUCAGAUCAAUCCAUCGAAUGCAGCCGAAAUUUUGCUCCGUGAACGGCUCAUUUUCUCAGUUGAAGAUUCAUCAGGUCGACAGCCAUUAACGCAAGAAGAAGUGGUACGGUCGAAUAUCGCCUUCGGCUGUGUGCCACGUUUAGAUGAAGCAGAAUGUCAACGUUCUCUUUGUUACAAUCUUUAUUACCGUACUUUGGAUGGUACAUGCAAUAAUCUAUUUCGACCCCUACGUGGCGCUGCUUUUCGACCCUACAAUAGAUUGCUAUUCCCAGAAUAUGACAACAAACUUUCAGAGCCAGUUGUUAGCCGUUUGAUACUUUCAUCUCAAAAAACGGUGCAACAUCGAGAAUACAACGCUUUACUAAUGCAGUGGGGACAAUAUCUCAUUCAUGAAAUGGCAAAGACGACGCUUGUACCAUCGGCCAAUUUCAAAUCUAAUAGAUGCAUUCGGGUUUCACGUUCUAGUGCCAUAUGUGGUUCCGGAAAACAAAAACCACGACAACAGCUUAAUGAAAACACUAAUUUUAUUGAUGGUUCACCAAUUUAUGGAUCAAGCAUUGGGGACUUACAUAAAUUUCGAGAUGGUAAGACAGGUUUUUUGAAGACAGUUUUUUUCAAUGGAUUUCGUUUGCUUCCAUUCGACACAAGAACAUGUCGGAAUGCUGCAUCCUGUUCAGCAAUUUUCGUUGCUGGUGACAGUCGUAUAAACUUAUUCAUAGGCCUUAGCUCAUAUCACAUUAUCUUAACACGAGAACAUAAUCGACUGGUGAGUGGCUUACAAAAAUUAAAUCCGCACUGGAGCGGUAAUCGAUUGUUCAUGGAAGCGAGAAAAAUUGUUGGCGCAGAAGUUCAAGCUAUCACUUAUAGAGAAUUUUUACCAAAAAUUCUGGGGAAUGCAUUUGAGACAACAGUUAGUCAAUAUCGUGGAUAUGACCCGGAUGUUGACCCAACUCUGGUUAAUGAGUUCAGUUCGGCAGCUUUCCGAUUUGGUCAUGGGAUGAUUCAAGAAAUUUAUCUACGUCUGGAUCAGCAUUUCCGUAAUUCUUCCUUUGGAAGCUUUUCAUUCGUUGAAGGAACACAACAUACCGAUCGUUUGAUAUUCGGCGGUGGCAUCGAUCCGAUACUGCGUGGCAUGAUGAUAUUACCGGUGAAACGACCACAACGGCUCACGAAAUCGAUAACGGAAAAUAUGUUUGGUAAUACAGACUUGGGUUCUAUUAAUAUACAACGUGGUCGUGAUCAUGGCUUACCUUCAUAUACACGAUUUCGACAGUUUUGUGGACUUUCACGUGCUAACACUUUUGAUGAUUUUUCGCGCGAAAUUAUGAAUCCUCAAAUACGAGCAAAACUAAAGGAAGUUUAUGGCACACCUGAUAAAGUGGACUUGUUUGUUGGUGGUUUGGUGGAAGAUCCCGUUCAGAAAGGUUUUGUUGGACCAACUUUUGCAUGCAUAAUUGGACCACAGUUUCAAAGGACACGAGAUGGUGACCGGUUCUACUAUGAGAAUCCAGGUAUCUUCACGCGAGCUCAAUUGAUGGAGAUCCGUAAAAGUAGCUUUUCUAGGUUGCUGUGUGAUAAUGGUGAUAAUAUCAGUAAAGUACCUCGUGAAGCAUUCCGAAUUGGUCAGAUCACAUCGUGUGCCGAAAUACCACAAAUAGACUUAACAAAAUGGAGGGAAUAA